GCGUCCACCAGGCUGACACGCUCCAACGAACCGGACCCAAAAAUCGGAGAAGGAAAACAGCGCGACGCAACCGACCCUACCGCUAACCGCUAUAGACGCGAAGCAUCGCUGCGGAAUCUAAACCGCGUUCCAUCCCGAUCUCAUUCAAUCGCUGCUGAUUCGCGAGUCUUCGUCUUCGGCCGGCUAUCGAUCGAGGGACGCGGCGGAGGGAAUCGGAGCGGGGAGAGGGAAGGAGAGGAGGGGGAGAAGAUGGCGGAGAACCCGCAGCUGUUCGGGAACGGGAUGCCCGUCCCGUUCUACGGCGAGAUGUUCGUCCUCGCCCGCGACGGCGUCGAGUUCCACGUCGACAAGAUCCCAUCAGCUCCUGGCGGUCAAGUGAAGACAAAAGGAACAAUUUACCUGUCUAAUAUAAGGAUGGUGUUUGUUGCCAACAAGCCUGUUGGUAACUUCUUUGCUUUUGAUAUGCCCCUGUUGUUUGUGCACGGUGAGAAGUUCAAUCAGCCCAUAUUCCACUGCAACAACAUUUCUGGAUAUGUUGAACCAGUUGUUCCAGACAACCAGAACAGGGCCCUGUACUCAACUCACACCUUCAAGAUCUUGUUCAAGGAAGGCGGCUGUGGUACUUUCGUCCCUCUCUUCCUGAACCUGGUUGCGUCUGUGCGACGCUACAACCAGUUUGAAGCCCAGUCUGCGGCUAACAUGGCACCACGUGUGGACCCUCUGCAAGCUGCACAGACUCCUGUUGAUGAAAUGAUGCGUCAUGCGUAUGUUGACCCGAAUGAUCCUACCAAGAUCUUCCUGCAGCAACCAGCGCCAGAAUCCCAGCUCAGGAGGAGGAACUACCACGGCCCAGCUGAUAGCGCGUAGAGACAUUUGGCUGGAUUACCAAAACUCAUGCUCAAUUAACAACUGUGUGCAUUUGAGCAUUUCAACCAUCCUGCAUUCCAACUGACUUCCUUUCGGGUGCGCCGUGCCCUAUGACUUUGUACCGUACAUAAUGUUGCGACUUGUGAGAUGUCUCAAUAAGUGGUGUACAUAGUGGCAUGUUGAAUGUUAUUAUUACUGGUGGAUAUUGUUGCUGGUGUUCAAUGUUUCUGUGAAAAUAUCAUUUUAGUGCCCUGUGAGUGGCAUGUUGAAAUAUUAUUACUGUGAGUGACAUAGCGCCCUGUGAGUGGCAUGUUGAAAUAUUAUUACUGGUGUUCAGUGUUUCUGUGAAAA
Molecule: messenger RNA, 1218 nt
Organism: Panicum virgatum (switchgrass)
Lineage: Eukaryota; Viridiplantae; Streptophyta; Magnoliopsida; Poales; Poaceae
Product: UPF0664 stress-induced protein C29B12.11c-like
Exons: 5
Coding region: 250-867 (205 amino acids)
Biological process (GO): positive regulation of DNA-templated transcription
Cellular component (GO): nucleus
Molecular function (GO): chromatin DNA binding; transcription coactivator activity
Source: RefSeq, a predicted model, not a curated record